ACGUGCAAGCAACAGCGAGCCACACUACGAGCCCAGUUGUUCCUCAUAUUUCGGAUUCUCAAUAACGAUCGUUCGAAUUCUUCAUAGGUUUAAAAAAUAGUUUGAGUCUUAAUUAUGUAAGGAAAGUGUCUUUAUUUUUUGUUUUACAUGGUCUAUAAGAAAUAUUACGAUGCAAAGUUCUAUAUGUGAAAAUUUAUGUUAAGAAUUGUCUACGUUGUUCAUUAUACAAUAAUUCAGAUACAAUACAUACAAUACAAAAAAAUGUGGUAGCCUUUUGCUAUUUUUUACAGAGGAUUCUGGAGACGUAUAAAAUGUUGAUACUAAUUUUUGAUUUUGACACUUAUGCGUUUUGACAAUUUGUAUAUCAUCAUAAUGUGUAUAAUGAGGAUUAACACAUUCAUCAGAAUAGUUUCAGACAUACCAGAGAGAAAUGAAGAAGUCUGUCUACGAUUUUUGAUUUAAAGCUGCGCUGAGACAUGGAGGCCAAAUCUGAUAAAAAAUUGUGAUAAGACUAAGUACACGGAAUUUAGAUUGUCGCUUUCUUAAGUCUUCGGGCUAAUAAAAUCAUUCUAUUUGAGCAUGAAUAUAGAUAAGAUUUAGGAAAAUGGAAGAUACAAAUCUGAACGAAGUGCUCACUGUAAAAAGUUCGACAAAGAUUGCGAAACUAGACGUGCAAUCGGACAUUAAACCGAUAAAAUUAAAAGUGUAUAAAAGAAGAUGGUUGAUGCUGGCCAUCUAUAUGUUGUAUAACAGUACGAUGGCUUCUCAAUGGAUAGAAUACGCGAUAAUAGCUAACAUAGUCUCUAGAUAUUACAGAAUAUCUACGUUAAUGGUCGACUGGACGUCGAUGUCCUUCAUGCUGCUUUACGCGGUGUUCGUUAUCCCAGUGCAAUAUAUGUCAGACAGGUACGGAAGUCUGAGAUGGACUGCCCUUCUUGGCAGCGGCUUGAGCUGUCUGGGAGCAUGGAUAAAAACCUUCUCCAUUCACCCCGACAGUUACCACAUCGUUAUCAUCGGUCAUUCUAUCGUCGCAUUCACGCAGACUCUGAUUCUACCAAUACCAGGACGCUUGGCCGCUCAAUGGUUUCCUUCUAACGAACUUUCGACCGCGACGUGUUUGGGUCUUUUUGGUAACCAAGUGGGAAUAGCAUUCGGUUUUCUCUUGACGCCUAUAAUAGUGAAGAAUCACGAAAAUCUAGAUAACGUUGGCAACGAUCUGUCACGUUUAUGCUGGAUUGUUGCUAUCGCUACUACGGUUGGAUUUAUUUUAGUCAUCCUAUUAUUUCAGGACGAGCCAAAACUGCCACCAAGCGAGACGCGAGCCCUGCAAAAAUUGAACCGAACAAAAAAAGGAGAGCCUUUCGUCGCGCCGAUUAAAAGACUUUCCAAGAACAAAAAUUACGUCCUGCUCUGUAAUUCUCAUGGCUUGAACGUCGGCGUGCUGAAUGUCUUCGCUACAUUGCUCAAUCAAAUAUACCUCCUGCACUUUGAGAAUGGAGAGGAAGAUGCGGGUAGAAUUGGAUUAGCUAUGAUUUUCAGCGGGAUGAUUGGUACCGUUGUUUGCGGUAUCGUUCUUGAUAAAACACAUAAGUUCAAAGAGAGUGCCAUUGCUGCAUAUUUUCUCACAUUGUGCGGCCAAGCACUAUUUGCCGUAUUUAUUUGUCUCGGCAUAAAUUGGAUGGUAUAUGUGUCAUCCUUUAUUUUAGGAUUUUUCAUGUGGGGAUACCUAGCAAUGGGAUAUGAAUUGUGCACCGAAUAUACGUAUCCGGAAUCGGAGAAUAUGUCUGCAGGAAUUCUCAAUAUAACGAAUAACAUUUACGGCGUAAUAUUUGUUAUAAUACUUGGAAUAGUAUUGCAAGCAUACGGAGAUAUUCCCGUGCACGUUGCCUUUUGCUUGAUUCUCCUGCUCGGCUUGAUUAUAACCAUUUUAACGGAAGACGAACAAAGACGACAGGAUACAAAAAAGAAGGCUCAGUGUGAAAGAACUGCGAAGCUCGAGGACAACAUCGAUAACAUUCCAGAAACCGAUCAACUAACUCAUAACAUUAAUUAAUAAAUAUUUUGUAAAUAUCGAAUUCUUUAUUAUAUUUU
Messenger RNA from Nylanderia fulva, 2091 nucleotides. Its product is annotated as choline/ethanolamine transporter flvcr2a-like. Lineage: Eukaryota; Metazoa; Arthropoda; Insecta; Hymenoptera; Formicidae. Gene Ontology annotation, molecular function: heme binding; heme transmembrane transporter activity. Gene Ontology annotation, cellular component: membrane. Gene Ontology annotation, biological process: heme export; transmembrane transport. The record is from RefSeq and is a predicted model, not a curated record.